AUGAAAAGGCAAAAUCAAAGCUCUGUAAUUGAGUUCAUUCUUCUGGGCUUUUCAAACUUUCCUGAACUCCAACAGCAGCUCUUUGUGGUUUUCUUGAUUAUUUAUCUGGUGACCCUCAUUGGAAAUGCCAUCAUUAUAGCCAUCAUCUCACUAGACCAGAGACUCCACGUCCCCAUGUACCUGUUCCUCCAGAAUUUGUCUGUAGUGGACAUGAGUAUCAGUGCAGUCAUUAUACCUGAGAUGCUGGUGGUCUUCUCCACUGAGAAAACACCCAUUUCAUUCAUGAGUUGUUUUGCACAGAUGUAUUUCAUACUUUUUUUUGGUGGGACUGAAUGUUUUCUCCUGGGGGCAAUGGCUUAUGACCGCUAUGCUGCCAUCUGCCAUCCUCUGAGCUACCCAGUGAUCAUGAACAAAAGCACUUUCAUGAAAUUCGUUUUAUUCUCAUGGGGCCUGGGUUUCAUGUUGGGUACUGUGCAAACGUCAUGGGUGUCCAGUUUUCCCUUCUGUGGCCCCAACGAGAUCAAUCACAUCUCCUGUGAAACCCCAGCAGUGCUGGAGCUUGCAUGUUCAGACACCUUUUUGUUUGAAAUCUAUGCGUUUACUGGUACUGUUUUAAUUAUCUUAGUUCCAUUCCUGUUGAUACUCUUGUCUUAUGUUCGAAUUCUCUUUGCCAUCCUGAAGAUGCCAUCCAACACUGGGAGGCAGAAGGCCUUUUCUACCUGUGCCUCCCAUCUUACUUCUGUUACCCUCUUCUAUGGCACAGCUAAUAUGACCUAUUUACAGCCCAAAAAUAGCUACUCCCCAGACACCAAGAAACUGAUAUCUCUGUCCUACUCACUUCUUACCCCUAUGCUGAAUCCACUGAUCUACAGUUUUCGAAACAGUGAGAUGAAAAGAGCUUUGAUGAAAUUAUGGCGAAGAAAAGUCGACUUACACACUUUCUGA
Talpa occidentalis (Iberian mole) is the source of this 945-nucleotide messenger RNA. RefSeq names its product olfactory receptor 10A6. Gene Ontology annotation, biological process: G protein-coupled receptor signaling pathway. Gene Ontology annotation, cellular component: membrane. The record is from RefSeq and is a predicted model, not a curated record. Lineage: Eukaryota; Metazoa; Chordata; Mammalia; Eulipotyphla; Talpidae. Gene Ontology annotation, molecular function: G protein-coupled receptor activity; olfactory receptor activity. The transcript has a single exon. Bases 1 to 945 code for a protein of 314 amino acids.